Molecule: messenger RNA, 1264 nt
Organism: Uloborus diversus
Lineage: Eukaryota; Metazoa; Arthropoda; Arachnida; Araneae; Uloboridae
Product: serine/threonine-protein phosphatase 6 regulatory ankyrin repeat subunit B-like
Exons: 1
Cellular component (GO): cytoplasm
Molecular function (GO): protein binding
Source: RefSeq, a predicted model, not a curated record
AAUAACUCUUGAAUUGUCCAGCGCAUCAUGUGAGAUUGACUUAGGACCAGAUGCAAAUGGAUCAACUGCACUGCAUAAGGCGGCAGAGAUAGGUGAUGUAGAAAUGGUCAAGAAGCUGCUUAAGGCUGGUGCAGAUACGAGAUUUCAAGAUCGGGGAGGUCAGACGCCCAUCCACAAUGCUUUGGACCAUGUGGGAUCUUCAAAAAACUGCUUCGUGGAGAUAGCAAAUCUCAUCAUAGAUGUGGAUGGCAAAAACGAAGUUCAGGACAAUAAUGGGAUGACUCCCUUGCAUUUUGCAGCGGAGAAUAAUUGUGUAGAAAUAGUAUCAAAGCUGCUUGCCGCUGGCGUAAGUACGCGUAUCCAAAAUCAAUCUGGCUGGACUCCCCUUCAUGUGGCUCUGAAAAUUAUGAAGGAUGACGCAGCAGAGGUCCUGAUUCAGGCUGACAAUAAAAUUGACAUUCAGGACCAAUAUGGACUGUCUCCGUUGCAUUUAGCCGCAAAUAGAGGGAGUCCUGAAAUAGUCAGAAAUCUGAUUGCAGCUGGCGCAAACGUGCGACGCCAAGAUGUUGGUGGAAAGACGCCCCUCCACUUGGCUCUCAGUUUGGGGUUCAGUGAAGUGUCGAACAUUCUCGUAGAUGUGGACUCGAAAAACAACAUUCAAGAUAAAUCAGGGGAGACUCCCCUAUACCUUGCUACGUUGAACAGGGACAUCGAAAUUGUGAGGAAGCUGUUACUUGGUGGCGUGCAGCCACAAGCGGUUGACAUUCUCAGUGCCUAUAGACCCGAAAGUAGAGUUGUCCUUGAAAUGAUUCUAUCGUCUUGUGCAUGGCGGGACAUAACUAUCGACUGGGAAGGCUGUCCUCUUGACUCGGAUGAAAAAGAGUGGCGCAUGACGUUUCUCUCAGAAUGUUUAGCCGAGAUAAAUUGCAUGAAAGCAAAGAUACCUGCAACCUCCGUCUCCUUCCAUGAUCUUGCUAAGGAAUCUGUAAUCAAAGUUGCGCGCUAUCUUGAAAACGAAAUGGUGCAAAAAUUUUUGCAUUGCAAUAACGUUGCACUGCUUUUUCCGCAUUAUGCCAGUCUAUUUAGUGACCAGUUGGGGCAGGCGGAGGAGAGAAGAGUUUUGACUGCUCAGUGUUGGGACUGCUUUGCUGCCCUUUCCCAGAAAUGGCCUCUCCUUCCGGCCACGACUGUCGACAACAUCUUAAGUUGCUUUAGUGCAAAAGACAUGCAAAAUUUUGUCCACGCUUUCAAAGUUAAUCCUUGA